GAUGAUGUGCGUCUGGAUGAUCGUUCUAUCACGGAAGAAAAUUAUUUUGCCAACCGACGGGAUCCGAUUAAAUUUCAAGCCUUGAUGCAACUGCUCACCUUAUUGAUGCAUCAUCUACGCCGGACCCGAGUUAACGCUUCGCUCACAAUUCAACUUUUCUCCCAGUUGUUUCACGUGAUCAACGCGUAUGUGUUCAAUCAGGUCCUAAUCAAUACGGAAGCCAAACCGCGUGGGGCUAGACAGGAUGAUACGAGCAUGUGGUUGACCCGGAUCGGGGCUACACGUUUGUUACGGCGACUAGAUCGUAUUAAACAGUGGGCUCAACGCCAGGGAUUGGAACGUGCUGCCGAAUGUCGACUACAACGAUGCGUUCAGGCUUGUCAACUUAUUCUGGCAGAUCGAUCGAAUUUGGAUGAAUUCUAUCAGUUCUGUAUGGGUCUGCUUUCUCUGAACAGUAUGCAACUCGAAUGGCUUAUGGCUCAUUUGGUCGAUCCACCACCGGUCCCGGACGACUGGAUUGAUUUGAUUGUGACCGGCGGGAAAGAGGUCAAUGAUCGUGCAAUUGCAGACGAGAUGGAGCACUUAAUGCAUACCGCACGCGAUAGUCCUUUGAUGCCGGAAAUUCAACUUACCGAGCCUCGCGAAUUGCCACUGCCUUUGCUUCUCCCACCGGAUGGUUAUGCCUCGGAUACAAUUCUGACCGGGGCACCAACCGGUUUGGUUGAUUUCCUUCGUUUGUUAGAAUCGAAACGUCUGAUUCAUCUUCGGCGGAACAAUGCGGAAGCAGUCCGGAUAAAAGAACGUCCAUGGGCAAACUAUUUGCGUCUAAGUCAAGUUGAAGAAAACAGCAAGAGGCUAUCGGACACUGCCACGUACGAACGACCAGUCCCAACCACAGACACGGCCAAACCAACAAAUCCCCAACCAACGGAUAGUAGUGAAUCGUCAGAUUUGAGCAGUGAUGAUGAUGAGGAGGAGGAGGAGGAGGGCAACGUGAAAUCCGGUGAAGGAGCUAAGCGUACAGGUCAUCCGCGUCCCGGUCGAUACAAACCUGCUCCGGCUUCCGGGACCGGUUCUUUGAAACGUCCGAUACAGCAUCGUUCAUUGCCAGAUCUUACCACAUCGGAAUUCGAUUCGAUGGCCCGAGAAGCUCGCGUUCCCGUGGACAGUAUAAUUCGAUUUUAUCUUCGCAAGCAUAAUAACAGUCUCGGCUUGAGUAUUGUCGCCGCCAAAGCUGAGGGUCAGAAACUAUAUGGCAUAUACGUGAAGGAGAUUGUGCCCGGUGGUGCAGCCGCUCGUGAUGGUCGUCUAGCCACGGGUGAUCAGAUUCUCGCCAUUGGAUCAUCUAGCCUCAUCGGUUGUGCUCAGUCGGAUGCGGUCGCCACAAUUGCCAAACAGAGUCGUGACGAUGCCGGCAUUCAUUUGACCGUGGCUCGUGGCGCAGCCAAAUAUCAUCGAAUCUUGGAUCUGAUUCGACCAUCAGAUGGAUCACAAACAGUGCCCAAGACAGCGCAUCAUACAUCCACCAGACAGUCCGUUCCACCCGUAUCCACAUUUGCCGAUUUGCAUCAGACUGAUGACCCGGUUGAUCGAAAGAAAGCACUUGUGCAAAAAAUCGGUUCACCCGUGCUACCCCCAUCCACUCGAGUCGGAUUACGACCGUCCGAGGACUCUCGACUACCCCAUUCAUCUCUAGGACGACGUUUCGGUCGAGAUGGCGGUGGUGCUGCGGGUCGACAACCGGGCUCGUUAAGCCGUUCCACACCGUCCUUGAAUUUGGCCGAGGUGGGCAUGGAUGAUGAGCCGGAACCGGUUGAAAGUCCUUUGCACAGACCGAAAUCCGGGCACCAGUCGAAAAAUGAACCGGCGAAUAGAACCAAAAGUCCGUCACGGCCUAGUCAGAAAGUGAAUCAACGAACACAGUCGCAACCGUCUAAUCGAAGAUCCUCCGGUCAUCGCUCGUCAUCCCGGUCCCGUUCAUCUUCAGCCGAUUCGACCGCUAUCUCUUCCUCGUCACGAAGUGCAUCCACCACAUCCGGUUCAGAUAUUGUGCAUGAGCCCACGACACCCCCAAAUCGACCUGUCUCGGGAAACCGUCCCCCUGAACAAAAGAAAUCACAAGCGUUCGGUCGUCCCGGUCACCGUCGAACUUCGCCAGGCAAAAUACAAGCGUCACGUUCGCAUCCGAAUAUCGCUUCGAAAGCCGCACCGACUGAUCGGUCAUCAGCCCGACGUGUCUCCCUCUCCAACGGUGUUGAGCCAAAAAUCCCUGUGGCUGAAUCCGUCUCAGACGAAUUUUCCAGUUUGGAUUCCAUUUCUAGCGAGCAAACUCCGUGCAGUCUACAGGAUUCGGGAGCAGAUCAGCCACCGGUGUCUGCACACGAACCAGAUCAAGCUAAUUUGGGUUCGAGUACGGGGACCCGAUUGAACGGUAAACCCACUGGGAAGGAAAAGACUCGUCACCCGCCUCCCCCUCCCGCUCCAAGUCAGAGUGAGUUUCACACUGUUUGUUGA
Echinostoma caproni is the source of this 2514-nucleotide messenger RNA. The record is from the annotation of a GenBank genome assembly. Lineage: Eukaryota; Metazoa; Platyhelminthes; Trematoda; Plagiorchiida; Echinostomatidae.